AUGAACCCUCCUCCUUUGUCAGUUCAUAAAAAAGAUAUUCAGUUCCUUGCUCAGGAAACUACAACUUUGAUUGUAAAAAAUUUACCCAACUAUCCCGAACCUGAUUUGCUCGAAUUCCUGAAACGCUUUGGACCACAAGAUAUUCGUCUUGGAAAAACUCAACCAUUGAAAAAUACUGCUUUUUUGGAUUUUCCUGAUCGAUCCUUAGCUACUACAGCAAGAUAUAGGAGGAAAAAAAUUCGUGUAGAAUAUGCAUCACCUAGUAAAGAGGCUUUAAAAAAGAAGGCUAGCGUUGAUGUAGCAAAUAGCCCUGGUGAUAUUAGACAAAACGAUGUAGCGAUACCACAAUUACCACCACCGCCACCUAUUCCACCAAUACCUGGGUCACAAGCAGAGCCUAUUGCUCCUUCGCUUGGAUUCAAUUAUCCACCAGCCCCAACACUUCAUUAUCGUUAUCCACCACCAACAGUUGAAAUUCUUUACAACAUUAUGAACGCAAUAGCGGCCGUACCCAAAUUGUAUACUCAAGUAUUACAUUUAAUGAACAAAAUGAACCUACCACCACCAUUUAAACCAGUAGUUCCUGAAUCCGUACCACCUCUA
This is a messenger RNA of Scutellospora calospora, 603 nucleotides long. NCBI's taxonomy places the organism in Eukaryota, Fungi, Glomeromycota, Glomeromycetes, Diversisporales, Gigasporaceae. The record is from the annotation of a GenBank genome assembly.